AUGUUUGUCUACCUGAGCAAAAAGAUAGCCAUUCCCAACAACAAUAAGGUUCGGGGUCUGGCGUGGAGUCGCGAUCACGGGUUCAUCGCCUGCGGCGGAGACGACGGUCUCCUAAAAGUCCUUAAACUAGAGUCGGGCGGCGGCGACACCUCCGACGCCAGAGUUGGCAAAGGGUUGGCCGCGUCGAAGAACCUCUCGAUGAACCAGACACUGGAGGGCCACUCGGGAACCGUUGAGAACAUGUGUUGGAACGAACCCUUCCAGAAGCUGACGUCCAGCGACCAGAACGGACUGAUCAUCGUAUGGAUGCUGUAUAAGGGCUCGUGGUAUGAGGAGAUGGUUAACAACCGCAACAAGUCGGUGGUCCGGGGUAUGGCCUGGACUGUGGACGGCCACAAGAUAUGCAUCGUCUACGAAGACGGCGCUGUGAUCGUAGGCUCCGUCGAUGGGAACCGUUUGUGGGGCAAAGAGCUGAAGGGCCAGCGAUUGUCGCGCGUCGAGUGGUCGCCGGACGGACGGCUCAUACUGUUCGGCGUUAUGGAGGCCGAGGUCCACGUGUACGACCAAAACGGCAACUUCUUGACCAAAGUGCCCCUACAGGCCAUUCAGGGCAUAUACAGCCGGAGCGCCGCCUACGGCACGUCCGCCCAAGUGAUUGGCAUUAAAUGGUUCAACGGCUCGACCCAAGCGAAGGCCAGGGAGUCGUCCCAAGCGUUGGCCAUCGCCUUCGAGACCGGGAGAGUACAGCUCAUGAGACACGAGAGCGACGACAACCCCGUCGUGUUUGACGCCGACAUCCGAGUGUCCAGUAUUUGCUGGAAUACGACGGGAACGGUGCUGUCGGUGACGGGAUGUGCAGAUACGGAGGGCGACAAUCGACGCAAUUUCGUCAAGUUUUACGACCAGAGCGGCCGACUCGUGCAGACGCUACGAGUGCCGGGACGGGAGGUCUACGCGAGUUCGUGGGAAAGGGAGGGCUUAAGGAUAGCCCUCGCCGUCGACUCGUAUAUAUUCUUCGCGAACAUACGGCCCGACUAUAACUGGUGUUACUUCGCGUCGACCGUUGUCUACGCGGUGGCCAACACCGGCGCCCCGACCGGUGACGACUACCAGUCCCAGAGUGGCGGAGGACAGGUCGAUACCAUUGUCUUCUGGCACAUCCCCUCCGAGACUAAGUACGUGAAGAGUGUCCGCAAUCUGCUGCGUAUGGCAUCCCAUGCCCUCCAGUGCGUGAUCGCCACCAAAUACGACGAGCCCUCCGGGGGUUCCAAGAAACGCGACUCCAGUUCCCUAAUCGUGUGUAACGCCAUCGGAACGCCGGUUGACACGCAGGUCGUCGAGAUGGCCGUCGAGCACCUGGCGAUGAACGCCACGCGAGUGAUCGCCGCCUCCCGGGACUCCAUCUGUUUGUGGCGUUUCAACGCCCCCUCAGCCGCCGCGUCGGCACCCAAAGGGAUCGCCGCCCAACGCAUGACGUACUCGCAGAUGGGGCUCACCAUCGAUGGUCUGGACAUUGACUCGGAUGAGACCAUACGGACGACAUUCGUCUCGCAUAACGACCCAAUCGUAUGCAUCGUGUGCUCCGAUAAGGACCUGAUUGUGGCUCAAGAGUCGCGCACUUUUCAGCACUAUUUGCUGCCAAACCUGACCCUCAUCUCCAAGUUUGACACCAAUUGCGUCGCCUCUAAAAUGUCACUCAAUCGGGACUCAAGCAAACUGUCGGCCAUCGACUCGAUCGGCACGCUAUCCGUCUACGACUUGGAGGCAACCGGCCAUCAGAGCGGGUCCGGCGCCGACACCACCGCCGGAAAGCUGGUUGGCUUCGAGAGGCACGACGUGUGGGACAUGAAGUGGUCGGCCGAUGACAGCGACGCCAUCGCUGUCACCGAAAAGACCAAACUCUUCGUAUUCAACACCAAAAGCCUGGAGUCAGAGGGUGAGCCGUUCGUGUCGAGCGGACACAUCUGCGCCUUCGAAGACCUCACACUCCGGACAGUACUUCUGGACGAGUUGGUGGCCGACUCGCGGCAAUCGGACGACCCGGUGCUCACGAUCGGCGCCUAUGUUGUUGACUGCGAGACCAAAUGGCUGUCCGACGCGCGCCGACUGCUUGAGUCGGGCGUCGAGUUGAGCGAAGCGGUCGCUCUCGCGGAACAGCUGUCGCACCCGAGACUGUGGCGCCUCAUACGGGACACUGCGCUCCAGGCGCUCGACCUGAACGUGGCUGAGCUCGCGAUGGUUAAGAGCCGCGACUAUAAAGGCAUUCAAUUCGUGAAACGUGUCAAACAGUUGCCGAACGACUCGCUGAAGAGGGCGGAGAUCCUGUGCUUCGACGGCCAGUUCGACGCCGCGGAGCGCCUAUACUUAGAGGUUGACCGCAAAGACCUGGCCGUCGAUAUGCGCCAAACGCUGGGUCAGUAUCAGCGAGUGCUGGAACUGUUGCGCAACGACUUCGGCACCAGCGAUGACCACCAGAUGCGCGACGCCUUGUGCUCAUUGGGCGACCAGUUGGCCGACGAUCACAACUGGGAUGAGGCGGUCGUCCACUACGAGCGGUCCGGCGCUUACGACCGCCUCUUUGAGUGCUAUUGUCUGCUCGAGAACUACGACGGCCUCAAGAAGUUGGUCCACAACUUACCGGACAAUCACCCGAUUCUGGCGGAGUUCGGCCGUACGUUUGAGUCGGUCGGCAUGUGUCGGGAGGCGGUGGACGCCUACAGGAGGGCCCGUAAGGUAGACCUGGCUAUCGCCUGUUGCGUCACAAUGUCUGAGUGGAAAGUAGGCAUCGAUUUGGCUCAUGAGUACGACGUGCCGGACAUCGACUCUCUGUUAUCCAAAUACGCGGAACACUUACUCCAGAAGCGGAAGCACUUGGAUGUCGUCGAACUGUACCGGAAGGCCAACAAGAUAUCGGACGCGUCGGCGAUGUUAUUGAAAGUGAUCGCAGACUACAAGAAGGAUAGGAAAGCGGAUCCCAUUCUCCUCAAGAAGUUAUACACAUUAGUGGGUCUUCUGCACGAAGAGAGCCGUCGGUCGCCGAACCGUCCGAACCGGAAGUCGACGGCUCUUAACGCCCUCUUAAGCGACGACUCGUUUUCGUUUGAAAACACAAAUUACAUGGUUUUGGACGACCCGUGGAAGGGUGCUGAAGCGUAUCACUUCCUGAUACUAUGUCAGCGCCAACUAUACGACGGGUACUUCGACUCAGCCAUGAAAACGGCGCUCCAUUUGCGAGACUACGAGGACUUCAUCGACUCGGAGGAGAUCUACUGUCUGUUAGGUGUGUCCAGUUGUGCCAACAAAGCCUUCUCUAUCGGCUCCAAAGCCUUCAUUAAACUCGAGUCGAGUGACGCGAUCGCAGAGGAGCGGCGCCUACAGUACGAGGAACUGGCGAUCGCUAUAUUCACGCGAAACCCGCCCAAAGACACGAGGAAUUGGCCGAAAAGCGAGUGCACGUCAUGUGAGACAAUGAUCUCGGAUUGGCUGACAGUGUGUCCGAGUUGUCACAUGAAGUUCCCGAUAUGUGUGGCCAGCGGUCGACCCAUUCAGGACUCGUCCAAACAGUGGACGUGCGACCGGUGCGCACAUCACGCAUACAAAGCAGAUUUGACUCUGAUCGCCUUCUUCUCCAACUUCUGCACCUCUUUCGCCGAUUCCGUCCAAUGA
This is a messenger RNA of Oppiella nova, 3666 nucleotides long. Lineage: Eukaryota; Metazoa; Arthropoda; Arachnida; Sarcoptiformes; Oppiidae. The record is from the annotation of a GenBank genome assembly.